Molecule: messenger RNA, 8159 nt
Organism: Antechinus flavipes (yellow-footed antechinus)
Lineage: Eukaryota; Metazoa; Chordata; Mammalia; Dasyuromorphia; Dasyuridae
Gene: TMEM65
Product: transmembrane protein 65
Exons: 7
Coding region: 1453-2169 (238 amino acids)
Biological process (GO): cardiac ventricle development; regulation of cardiac conduction
Cellular component (GO): mitochondrion
Source: RefSeq, a predicted model, not a curated record
CAAUAGUUAGAGGGGAUCUUUGUGGAUGGAGGAAGCUUGUCUUCUCUUCUGACCUAUGAAUAACCUUCAGAGAAGCAUUAGAAAAUGAUGCAUUUAUUACCCUGUUUCUUUAGCUUUGGAAAUUUAGGGUCAUAGAGCAAUUACUAGCUAUAGGAAGAAAAAGUUUGCUUAUAUGAAUGUUUGUUUGUGGACCUAUCAUGUGUUAUGCAGCUGUCUGUAGAGUUGAGCAAAGCUUUGAAGAGCUGAAUGGGAAUUCCUGUUCUUAAACACUCCUCCCGGAAGCAGGAGAGGGGGGAAUGAGAGGUGCCUCGCCCUCUUUUGGAAGCAUCUCAGAUGGCAGGGAGUGGUUGGACUUGCUCAGUCUCUCUUUGCUGACUUUGCAAUGGACCGGGCUGGCAAGCAGGGGUGGAUAUCCGGGAUGGGGUUGCUGAGGCACCAGAAGCCUAACAGAGGUUCUACAGCUGUGGUACAAAUGUCACGAUCGCCCAAAGCAGGGCCUGCACAGCCUGACCCUGCAGCCCAGAGCUGUAGGUAGUGACAAGGACGCACGCGGCCCCUGAGCUGGGGCAUUUCAGGACGAUCCCCAUUUUUAGGCAUCCUCCCCCCGCGCCGCACACCGAGGGCAGCUGCUCGGCUCGGGCCGGGCAAAAGGCCCGAAGCCCUUUCUCCCCAUUGCAGCCGCCCAAGGCGGGGGGAGGACAUCCUUCUCACGCCCAGUCUCUUUGAGCUCCUGGUGGCUCGAUGGGCACCUACCGUCCCCUAGGACUGGGCUGCGAGCGCCUCACUUGGGCCGAGGGUGGAGGGGAAAGAAGGAGAGAGGAAAAGAGCUUGCGCGGCUGGAGAGGAGAGUUAGCGAGAGCCCGGAGGGGACGGGACUGGGGCGGCGGAGCAGCGCCUGCGCGGUAACUCCCUCCUUCUCCGCUGCCCGCCCCUCCACUCCCCCACCCCUAUCCUGCCUCGGAGGGCGGCGGUGGCAGCGACCGGGUCGAGUAGGCGCGGGUGCCUUGAAGACGUGGAGCCGCGUAGACUGAACGCUGUAGUCUGGAAGGACGAAGAGGAGGAGGAGGAGCCGCGGCGGCAGGAGGGCGGUGUGCGGCUGACUCAUCCCUCUCGGCAGCCGAGGAGACAGACAGACAGACAGACACACAUAAAAAUACACACAAAACCCGCCCGCCCGCCCAGCUCCUGCUCAGCCCGCGCUCGCCCCGGCUCCAGCAAGGUCUGCUCGCCACUGUGCCUGCCCUCAGAGAAAGUUGUGCCCGGAGGAGGAGCCGUAGGGGGACUCGAAGGCGAAAGCGGCAGCUCGCCGGUCCCGGGGAGUGGAUGGUGCCCGGCGUCCCUGCCGCCUGUCAGGAGGGCUUCGGGGCGGGGUCGGGCUGAGCCCGGGUCGGAGUCCCUCCCCCUCGGCUCCCUCCCUUGGCCUCCCUCCUGCGCCCCCUCCCAUCCCCCAGCAUGUCCCGGCUGCUGCUGCCCCUGCUGAGGAGCCGGACUGCGCACAGCCUGCGGCCCCUGCCCGGCUGCCGCCCGCGCGGCGCGGCUGGGGCCCCGGCGCUGCUCCUCCGGCCGCCUCCCGCCCUGGCCGCCGUGCCGCUCCCCUCCCGAGGGCUGGGAACCCACCCUAAGCGUGAGCCCAUCGAAUCGCUGAACACGGCGCAGGGAGCCCGCGACUUCAUCUACAGCCUGCACUCCACAGAGAGGAGCUGUCUGCUCAAGGAGCUGCACCGCUUCGAGUCUAUAGCCAUAGCGCAAGAAAAAUUGGAGGCUCCACCACCUUCCCAGGCACAGCUGAGAUAUGUAUUCAUCCACAAUGCAUUACCUUUCGUAGGGUUUGGCUUUUUGGAUAAUGCAAUUAUGAUUGUUGCAGGAACCCAAAUAGAGUUGUCUAUUGGAAUUAUUUUGGGGAUUUCAACUAUGGCAGCUGCUGCUUUGGGGAAUCUUGUUUCAGAUUUAGCUGGACUUGGUCUUGCAGGGUAUGUUGAAGCUUUAGCUUCCAGGUUAGGCCUGUCAAUUCCUGAUCUCACACCCAAGCAAGUUGAUAUGUGGCAAACACGAGUUAGUGCGCACUUGGGCAAAGCUGUCGGAGUGGCUAUUGGUUGCAUUUUAGGAAUGUUUCCUUUAUUGUUCUUUAGAGGAGAAGAAGAAGAAAAAAAACUGGAAGAAAAAAAUUAACUGUUUUAGAAUCUAUAGAAAGAUGUAAAAUAAUGUACCUUACCUAUUAAGUAUGCUGUCACAAUAUUUAGGAUUAAGACAGUAACUAUGUAUAGAUAUGGGAACAAGCAAUUAAGCAUGUUUUAUUAAAACACUAACUUAUUGUGGCUUGGUGUUCUUAGUACAUCUUUUUAUAAAAAAGAUAGCUUCUUAAUUUCAUAAAAAUUGUUGAAAUGCCUUUUCACUAGUGGCAAUCAACAUUUUCAUUUUUUUCCAUUUUUAUUUUUCAUAUGUUAUAGGCAGGCUAAUUUUUUUAGUCGUUGAUAUACUGUAUAGAUUUGGAAUUUGCUUAUUUGUUAUUAAUCUAUAUACUUGCAUGACAACAUCCUCUUUUAUUCAUGACAAUUCCAAAUCAGCUUUGGACUUUUCCCAUAUACAAAAAGUAUUGCUCAUUUUGUUAAAGGUUUUCAAUUCCAUCAUUGUUCUUGCUCCUAGUAUCAGUUUUGGCUUGAUUUGAGAUAAUGAAUUUCCAUUCAUGCAUUGUGUUUCUCUUUCCUUAUUGACUCAUUCAUCCAAUGUGGAAAUGAGUUGUUUUAACUGUUGCUGGAGUUUUUAAAAAUUUUUUAUUUUCUUUGCUCUGAUCUUUUUGAGUCUUAAGAGCCAGAAGUUAAUGAGCUUAUCUUCUUCACACUUACAUAAAAUACACCCCACAUUAUAAAAUGUACUUUUUACUUCAUUUUUUUUCUAUUUUUUGCCUUAAAACUCCCAAUUGUGAGUAAUUAUGUUAUGUUUUUGGCUCAUUGAAAAGAAAAAACAUAAUUUUUGUUAUGUUUUAUGGGGGAAAUUAUCACAGAAUUAAACAUGGUAUUCUAUUUUUAUAGUUAAGGGAAUCAAAAGGGAGAGAAAAUACAAAUUGUAUGUGAGAAUUGAAAAUUAAGGAUACAUGAAUUCUACAGGCAAGAAAAAAUUAGAAGAAAAAAUUAGUCUAAGAAGAUUUGUGGUACAGAUAGUGAAAUUCAGCAGAAUUGGAGAGGUUCUUUUGCUCUCUUGAAGAAGAGGGUUUUUCAAAAAUUUCAUCUUUAUCAUAAGAUUUCCAUUGCUGAAAUAUCUAAAAUUCUCCUCCUACUUGAGAUCUCCACAUGUGUACUUUUUUAUGGAUAGAGUUUCAGAAAAAAAAAUAUUUUGUGGGCAAAACUAGUCUUUGUGUGUGUGUGUUUGUUUUUUUUUAACUGCAGUCAAAACUUAUGAGGAAACUUUUUUUUUGGCCUUUUUUGUUAUUCAAAAUAUGUUCUGAAUAGAAGUUGCUCAUUUCUAAUUUUUUGUGUCAUUGAAAUUUAAUCAUGAAUGAAAUGUAAUCUCAAUCUUUAUAGUUUUUCAAUAUAGGGACUGUUAUAUAAUUACAAAUGGGUAUGUUAAGCCAAUUUCUUAACCUUGUAUGGUGUUUUAAAAUGUUAUGGGGAGAAGUAUCAAAUAGGGAUUUUAUUUUGACCAUUCAAGGUUGUGAUAUUGCUGCAUUGGCUUUUAAAAAUUGUAGAAUGACUGUAAUAUUUACAGUCAUACUAUGUUAGUUAUAUUUGUAGUUGACAUUUAUUUACUUAAUAACCCAUUUAAAAAAAUGAAGAGUUAUACUAUCACAUAAAAAAUUAGUUAUAAAUUCUUUCAUCUACUUCCACAUAUUCAGUGCCAUUCUUUAAUUGUCAAGGAAGAGAAGAAAAGAAGCAGAAACAGUAACCUAAAAAAUUAUAGAAUGUAAAAAUAAGGAAAUAUGGAGAAAGUAUAAUUUUUAGUAUGCAGAAAUAAUUUGACACUCUCAUUUACCAUGGACAGAAGGAUAGAACUUUAAGCCUUUCUAAAAGUUGUGGUUUAUAUCGUUUCUUCAUUCAGGAACUAUCAGACCAAUGCAGAGUUAUGUUGAUUUGUUUGAUACAUGAGUAGUGUGAUGGUGUUAUUUUAAAUGAGGACUUAUUUAAAUAAAUGUUUUAGAUACUUUUGAUGCUCUUGUGUACAACCAAUCCCAUUUAUUUUCAUACAAAUAAUUAAGUGUGGUGCUUGCAUUUUUUCAAACUUAUCUCAAAAUUCCUAUUGUUAUCCAGAAAAAGUCUGUGUGAUAUUUUUUUCCCUCCUCAAACUAAUAAAAUCUUAACAAGAAUCUGACCUUAACAGGAAUUUUUUCCCCAUGAGCUUCAAUGCAACACUCACAAUAUAAUUUAUCAUAAAUAAAUUCCUAAUUUGAGACUUUUAACAAUUUGAAUCAUUCAAAUAAUGAAUUCUUGUUAAAGUAAAUGUAAUGUCUGUGCCCUUACCAAAGAUUUUUGUUGCUCAAAAUCAUAAUUCUAAGUAUGGUGCUUUAUACAAGAUGGUUUGUUGAUUUGGCUUUUUUUUUUUAAUUCUUGGAGUCUUCUGUCUAUUAAAAAAUUCAUUUCUCAUGCUAAUUAUUUAUUAAUGUUUGAACAUUAAAAUAAUAAUGGAGCCAAGAAUAGUAUUAACUGCUAUAGCAGUAUUCAUUUAAAUCAUAAUAUGUCCAUGUAUUGGUUUUUGUUUAACUUGUGAAUGCAUGUAAGUUGAAUGUAUUUUGUUGCUAAUGUAUGCUUAAUUGCAACCACUGUUUUUUAAAUGAGAUAAAUUGAACUAAAAAUAUUUUAAGAAGUUGAAAAUGUAGUUUUGAUUUUGAAAUGGACACUAUUACUGGGUAGUGAAAACCUUUAGACUUGUAGAAAAUUUAAGAUAAUAUAUGCUUAUUGCAGAAAGGUAACUAUCUCUGUGGGAUCUGUAUUUUGUGUAAUGGCAUAGGUAAAGAAGACAUAAUCCUGCUUUGGGUACCUUGGUCUUUAAUAGGAAAAAGUACAAAGGUAUUUGAAAAUGAUCAGAGUCCCAACUCUGCCACUAAUGAUUUUUGCUACAAAUCUUUCUAAAUUGAACUCAGUUUCCCUUUUAAAGAAUAUACUGAACAGAAUUUGACCUUUUAAACAAAUCCUUCAGAUUUUCCUUUCAGAACAUUAUCAUUAUAUUGUAUUACAAGGAAGUGAUGCUUUUAAGGUUUAUUGGAAUUUGCAGGACUAUUUGACCCUACAAUAAGCGUCCCUAGACAACUAUGCUUUUUGAGUUUUGUUUUCUACUUUUUAUGAUUUCUCCUGUUUCUUCUCUAACAAUUAAACUGUAAGUUAUCACAUGGAUUUUAAAAAAAAUAUCUGAACCUGUGAUUUUGUUUGUUAGAGAAAUCCAGUGAGAAAAUUCCCUUUACCAAUGUACAUUGGCAAAUGUUCUGGAAUUUGUAGUCUUAAGAGAAUUGUCUCAGGCACUAAACGAAUUUGUGACCCUGAGCAAAUUCUGUAUUUGUUGGAGAUAAGAGUCAAGCCGAAGUCUUCCCAUUUGAGGAUAGUGUAUAGAACAAUGCUUUACUGUCUUUCAUAUAGAAUGAUUGAAACUUAAAGUUGGAAGGAACCCUAAGGAUCAUCUGGUCCAUUCCUCAAAUGAAGCAUUAAUCUGUUAUGUAGCAUCCUAGACAAAUAACCAUCAUUACAGUGAACUUAUUAUUUCUAAAGAAUCCUGUUUUAUUUUUAGAUUUUGAAUGAACUUAUGUUGGGAUAAAGUCUAUAUUACUUUUAUUUCUACCUAAUACUCUGAUUCAAGAAAACCAGGCAGAAAAAGCAUUAUCCUUUCAUAUGACAAUUUGACUAAUAUUUGAAGACUGUAAUUGUCUUCCUCAAAUCCUUAUUUUAUUGGUUAUAUAAAAUCUUAUUUUAUUUAUUCACCUCUAGUUCCUUAAACUGAUCAUCCUCUGACUUGACUUUGAGUUUUCCUUGAUAUCCUGGUCAUAAUCAUCUGGAUGUGUUCUAGUAUAUAAAUGUCCUUCCUCUAUGUAACUUUCAGAUUUGAGUAUACUAUUUUAUUUGUGGUCUGACCAGGGAAGAAUACUAGAAAAUUAUUGUGUCUCUCAUUUGGGACAUUAUAACAUUACUGGUUCAUGGAAUUUCAUGUUACUCAUCUCUAUUAAUUCCUGGCCUAUCUUUUCAUGCACACUUCAGAAUUUUCAGUUAAUCAUGAGCUAUGGGCCUAGAAACUAGGCAACCAACACUACAAUUAAUUGUCUUUAAGUUUUCAGUGGGUUUUGAGUGAAUGUUCUUGAGUUUCUUGUAUGAAUAUGUAAAUGUUUUCGUGCAUAAACUCUUAAUGAGCCAAAUUUAUAUUCCAGAGUUUUUUUCUUUUUAAACAUUGCUUGUUUUCUCAUCUGUAAAAUGAGGUACUGAUUUAGGUCAUAGAAUUUACAAAAGAAAGAAACUAUUAAGAACAUAAAAGAACAAUUAUCUAUAAUUCUUAGAAGUAUCUUUUUUCAUUAUCAUUGAUUUCUGAACAAGACUGUAAAAAACCAUCCUUUAGGAAUGUACCUUGAAGGAAAAAAAAUCAUGAUAAAUUUUAGUGCCCUCACUCCCCAAUAAAGCUCCUUCCUUCAGCUUUUAUCCCCCCGGCUUCAUUCAUUCAUUUGUGGUAGAAUUUUAUGCAGAUCGAUUAAAGAACUUGAUGGCAUGUAUAGCACACUUACCAGAUUUGCUGAUUAUAUAAAACUAGAAAGGAUUGCUAACAGUGAUGAAUGAACCAGGAUCCAAAAACAUCUUGGCAAGCUAAACAGUUGGGCUGCAUCCAGUAAGGUAAAAUUUAUUGAGGAUAACUGUAAUAUCUUAUAUGUGAGAUCUAAAAAAAAAAAAUCCUCAAGUGUAGAUUAGAAGCAUAUGACUAUCUAGCAUUCAAUCCAAAAAAAGAGAAUUUAAUCUGAAAAAAGGGAUCGCAAACUCAGCGAUUCUCCAGUAAAGCGGCUAAAAAUGAUUUAAAAAGCCUAAGUGAAUUAGAUCCAAGGCUGCAUUAGAGAGGCAUAGUGUGUAUGGGGAGUUUAUUGUAUCGCUGAAUUUUGCUUGGGUUAGACCACAUUUGAAGUGUUUCAUUUCUUUUGGAAAACGAACCCCCUCAUUAAUAAACUAGAAAACAUCCAGAGAGUGACAACCAGAAUGGGGAAGUACCUUGAGAUUAUGCCGGAUGAGAAUUAAGUAAAAUAAUGUGUAAUCUUUUGUCUAAAGAACAGAUUUAAGAAUCUGUGAGAGGAGUUUUUGUGUAUUUGAAGGGUUAUCACUUGGAAGUCAGAAUAGAUUUGUUUUACUUGCCACUGAGGGAAGUAAGGACAAAUGUGGGUUAAAAAGUUACAGAAAUGGAGAUUGUGGACUGAAGUACCAGGCUUCUAACAAGUAAAGUUAUGCAAAAGUAGAAUGGGCAGCUUAAAAAGGAGGAGUUCAAGAAAUAGCUGGGUAAUUUCUUGCCAAGUAUGAGAUGGGGGUGGGUGGGGGGUAGAAAGAGAAGACUCCUGUCCAGGCAUAAAUUGAACUAAAUGGCUUCUGAGGUACUUUACAACGUGGGGAUUCAUUGAAAAAUCUGAUAUUUCAGAAUUAAGUAUUAUGGAUGGAUAAGUAAUGUAAAGAGCAUGAUUCAAAAGCACCUUGUCGUCUUAUGCUUUGACACAGUUUGAUAAAACAGUCUUGCUCCCAUGCAAUUUUUAUUAUAUUAACUACUAACUGGGCAAGAAAUUUACAAAGAGAGGAAGCAAAAGAAAUCAAAAAAACUAAUCCAUAUUAAACCUUUCAAACAAGUUUAAGAAAAAAGAAGCCUAACCUUUUUAGAAUUCAUGUAAAGCAGAUAAACUUCAGAAAAAAAAUUUAUAAGGGUGAACUACUGAAAGUUAUAAAAAUGUUUCCUUUGUCUUAAAGUAAUAUUUUCCAUAAAAGUUGAUCCUCUUUAAUGGAUGUCAAAUAAAAUUGUGGUUUGAGAAUGAUAAAUAUAGUGGCAUUGUGUUAAUCUAAAAUUCUCAUUGGUGACCAUUUUUAAAAUGCAACCCUUUAAAAGGAGGUUAUUUACACUGGAAACUUUUAAAUGGGGCACUUUGUAUUACAAUUUAAGUCUAAGUCAUAAUUUAUUAUUCUAAAAAGUUUGUUUAAAUCGAUGUUUUUAAAUAAACAUGUCAGAACUUA